AUGUAUUUUAUUUGGACUUAUGCUUGGAGGGAUGCUCAUGGCGAUAAUAAAUCGACCACCGGCGAAAUUGACACCAAGUCACGCAUCUUGAUCCUUACCCCCGCUGCUUCUGUCCCUCCCCCCGAGCCUACCAGAAACCAGAACGAGUGUAGGGGCAAUGGCAAGGGUAGCCAACGCGUCCGUGUCCCCAUAACUAUCCCUGCUGUGAUGGUUUGGGAUAUUUUGUUCAAUUGCACUGACGAGUCUGCACCUUCUAACGAAGAGUGUGUCUAUAAUUUGAAGAAGCGUGACCAGAAGGACAUUAAGUGA
This is a messenger RNA of Penicillium taxi, 309 nucleotides long. RefSeq lists its product as uncharacterized. The record is from RefSeq and is a predicted model, not a curated record. Bases 1 to 309 code for a protein of 102 amino acids. NCBI's taxonomy places the organism in Eukaryota, Fungi, Ascomycota, Eurotiomycetes, Eurotiales, Aspergillaceae. The transcript is spliced from 2 exons.